Messenger RNA from Equus quagga, 5131 nucleotides. It is a transcript of the gene ARIH2, whose product is annotated as ariadne RBR E3 ubiquitin protein ligase 2. Gene Ontology annotation, molecular function: ubiquitin conjugating enzyme binding; ubiquitin protein ligase activity; zinc ion binding. The record is from RefSeq and is a predicted model, not a curated record. Lineage: Eukaryota; Metazoa; Chordata; Mammalia; Perissodactyla; Equidae. Gene Ontology annotation, biological process: protein polyubiquitination; positive regulation of proteasomal ubiquitin-dependent protein catabolic process; ubiquitin-dependent protein catabolic process. The coding region runs from base 1305 to 2771 and encodes 488 amino acids. The transcript has 16 exons. Gene Ontology annotation, cellular component: cytoplasm; ubiquitin ligase complex.
AGACUGUUUCCCUUGUAUUCACUGGAGAAGAUUUAUUACCAGUUACUCAAAGCAAGAGUUUCUAAUUUGACAUUUUUUUCCUUAAGAUUGGCACCUGAGUUAAACUGGAAGCUGAAAAUCACAUAUAAGAAAUAUACAAAUACACGCAAGAACUAAAUAAGAAAGCCUGUUACACAUAGAUAUCUUGAUUAUCAGUAAACACACAACUCGUGUAUGGGGUGUAAAUAGUUUGGGUUAUGUACGGACUUGCACAGCCAGGAGGCUCCCUAACAUCACUGGCUUCACACCGGCGUUUCUACUGUGGUGCAGCAGUAACUUGAGCGAGGCUUCGUGGCUCUACCUAUCCAUAAUACUUGACAACAGGUCCUAGAAGGUACUGGAAGUCAUAAUGGCACUUCCUACACUGUCGGAAGUAAGUGUGCAGCAAGGCAGUUAAGAUUCAAUCUUGUAAGGUAAAUGGAAAGCCAGAAAACUGGGCGGCGAACCAGGCCGCGGUAGAAGGAAGCGGAAGCCCAGCGUGGUCCUGCGGCAUGAGGGCCACCAGGCGACGGCCUCAGAACGUAGGCAGAAAUUCCCGGCCCAGCGCGCUGAUCCCCAAGGCCCAACUCUCCUUCGACCAGAUAACGGCCGGGAAACAACCAUCUUUUAUCCACUCCAAGGACGUCAGGAUGUUUUCUCCGUGUCUGACACCCGAGUACAAACAGUGAAGUGAGAAGUCCAUCAGAAAAACGCUGGUUAAAAAUAUCCCGGCGGGCGGCGCUGGUAGGCGACAGCCGGAAGAGACGCUUUGAUCAUCCUCCAAUAAGCCGAACUCGCUCCUCUGCUGCCUCCCGCCGCAGUUGGCACCGGCUGUACCCCGGUAAGACUCUGGGUCCGACGGCUGGCGGAGGGGCGCUAUUGCCCAGUGCCUACAGCAACCCUGGCGACCGCGGGUCGACCCCGGGCCAACCCCAGGCCGGAAGUGACGCAACCGCGCUGAGCACUUCCGGAGCUGCGGCGACGGCUCCGCCGGAGGAAGCAGCGCGGGCCCUGACCGGCGUCGGCCCGCCGUCGCCGCCGCUGCCGCGCCUGGGUCUUAUCCCUCUGGCCUGGCCCGACCCGCUCUGGCCCGCCCGGGCUCAGCGGCCGCGGGGCCGCGGCUCCGGAUGGAAAUUAUAUGACAUAGAAUAUUUGGGUGACAUCUUCCUGAAAGAUCUUCAAGAAUUACAGAAGACAAAAACACUAAUGCAUUUGAGAAAGUGGUGAAGUUUGGGGGGAGGGGAAAAAAACUGCUUUCCUGAUCUGCAACUUGACUGGAUGCUGAGAUGUCUGUGGACAUGAAUAGCCAGGGAUCUGACAGCAAUGAAGAAGACUAUGACCCAAAUUGUGAGGAGGAGGAAGAGGACGAGGACCCUGGGGACAUAGAGGACUAUUAUGUGGGAGUGGCUAGCGAUGUGGAGCAGCAGGGAGCCGAUGCCUUUGAUCCUGAGGAGUACCAGUUCACCUGCUUGACCUACAAGGAGUCCGAGGGUGCCCUCAACGAGCACAUGACCAACUUAGCCUCUGUCCUAAAGGUAUCUCAUUCAGUUGCUAAACUUAUAUUAGUUAAUUUCCACUGGCAAGUUGCAGAGAUAUUGGACAGAUACAAGUCUAAUUCUGCUCAGCUGCUCGUUGAGGCUCGAGUUCAGCCCAAUCCAUCGAAACAUGUCCCCACAGCCCAUCCACCUCAUCACUGCGCAGUGUGUAUGCAGUUUGUGCGGAAGGAAAACCUACUCUCUCUGGCCUGUCAGCACCAGUUUUGCCGCAGCUGCUGGGAGCAGCAUUGCUCAGUACUUGUCAAGGACGGCGUGGGUGUGGGAGUCUCUUGCAUGGCUCAGGACUGCCCACUCCGGACACCAGAGGACUUCGUGUUUCCAUUGCUGCCCAAUGAAGAAUUGAGAGACAAAUAUAGGCGCUACCUCUUCAGGGACUAUGUGGAAAGUCAUUACCAGCUCCAGCUGUGCCCUGGUGCAGACUGCCCCAUGGUUAUCCGGGUACAGGAGCCCAGAGCUCGCCGAGUACAGUGCAAUCGGUGCAACGAGGUCUUCUGUUUCAAGUGUCGUCAGAUGUAUCAUGCUCCCACAGACUGUGCCACAAUCCGAAAAUGGCUCACAAAGUGUGCAGAUGACUCUGAAACAGCCAACUACAUUAGUGCUCACACUAAAGACUGUCCCAAGUGCAACAUCUGCAUUGAGAAGAAUGGAGGCUGCAAUCACAUGCAAUGCUCCAAGUGUAAACACGACUUCUGCUGGAUGUGUCUAGGAGAUUGGAAGACCCAUGGCAGCGAGUACUAUGAGUGCAGUCGGUACAAGGAGAACCCUGACAUUGUCAACCAGAGUCAGCAGGCCCAGGCCAGGGAGGCCCUCAAGAAGUACUUGUUCUACUUUGAAAGGUGGGAAAACCACAAUAAGAGCUUGCAGCUGGAGGCGCAGACAUACCAGCGGAUUCAUGAAAAGAUUCAGGAGAGGGUCAUGAAUAAUUUGGGGACGUGGAUCGACUGGCAGUACCUACAGAACGCUGCCAAGCUCUUGGCCAAGUGUCGAUACACCCUGCAAUAUACAUACCCGUAUGCAUACUACAUGGAGUCUGGACCCAGGAAGAAGCUGGCCCUGCCCUGGCUACAGCCCCCUCUCCUUUUGACCUUCCUGCUCUACCCAUACAGUUUGAAUACCAGCAGGCUCAGCUGGAGGCUGAGAUCGAAAACCUGUCAUGGAAAGUGGAGCGUGCAGACAGCUAUGACAGAGGGGACUUAGAGAACCAGAUGCACAUAGCAGAGCAGCGGAGGAGAACCCUGCUGAAGGAUUUCCAUGACACCUAGGCUGGGACACGGAUGUGCCGGAGUGAGGAAGAUGUGGCUGCGAGGUCUCCUGGCUGCCAUACCGCAUGCUGCAGGCUCUUCCUUUCACAACCCCAGGCAACAGCCAGGGCCCCACUCCCGAGAGACACUGGCCACACACCUCUUAGUUGAUUUCUGUUUUCUUCUCAUCUUUUUGCUUUUUAUUUCUACCAGGGUAGAGGCCAUGUUGAAUUGGCCGCCUUUCAGAACUUUUAAUUCCCCCUGGAUGGUUGUUGGGAGGGAGGGAAAGUUUUUUCUGAAUGACUAUUAAUAGUAUUAGAGCAUUACAACUUAUGUAAUUUUCAAAGGUUGUACAAUUAUACAAAAAAAGGGCAAACCAUAGAAUUACACAGAACCCUUUUUAAAAAUAAAUUGGCAUUGGAGUGUUUUACCCUCUAGCUGUUUUACUUAGAAUGUAAGAUAUACUGCCUGCCCAUCCUGGCUCAGAAUGUCUACAGCAGGAGAGCACCUCACUGGUUUCUGCUUUCCAGAUUCACAUGUGUUUGGCCAUAGCUGGUAGUCCCAACAGAAGAGCAUGGGUGGCAGAUGGUGGGGAAUUGAGUUGGCCUGUAUAACAGGCAGGGAGCACAGGGAAUCAUAUCAUGCUUCCUGUCUGGUCCUUGUAGACCCUUUUGUGGUCAGAUGCACCUGCCUUACCUUGGCAGUGAGGAGACAGUACGGAAUAGGGUCUUGCCAUAGGUGUUGUCAUCUCUGACGGUGCUGCAUGUCUGUGGGCUCAUCUUUAUUCUUGAAAAUGAGGUUUACCUGAGUUCUGGCUACUGAGGCCAGAGCCCACAGCCGAGCAUAGGUGGGCUUGUGGCCCUCCAGACCAGGGGACACAAGUUCAUCACAGUGUUUGCUUUUGUCUCCUGAAGGUAGAGAUCCACUUUUAAAGGGAAUCGUUCCCCCAAAUAAAUUUGUUUUACCUUAAUCCCUUCUUUAGUGCCAGUGUCCAGUGGUGUACCUCUGACCAGGUUCACACAUGGCCAUACCUGGCAUUGUCCUGCUACACUCUCCUCUGGUGAACUUCAGGGUGAGAGUUCAGCAUGGCCCUCCCAAGGGCACUGGUCUUCCCGGCUCAAGGGCCUUGUUUGCACAAGUUGUUUUCAUGUUACCUAGAGUGUCUCCAACGGCUGCUCUGGGGGUUGGGUAUUCUCCCCCUUGCCUGGUUCCUCCUGUUGGAGGACACCAUCUUGAGGGUGUAGGAGUCGGAGUCCAGGAGCAUCCUGGGUUUGUGGUCCCAGCUCCUAUACUAGGAGGGGCUGGCUAGGGAAGAGGGCCAGCUUUUGCACAGUUGAGUACACAGGAGCAAGUGGUUUGCAUGAUGUCCUACUUGUCCUGAACCUGGUCCUGUGGUCCUUUGAAAAGUUACAUCUGUGAUUCCUGGAGUUUCUGUGGCUUUGUUCAGUGCCUCCACUCUGAGGCUGGCAGAGCCUGUCUAUACUUGACAGGGCUUCCUUGACCUCAUGGAAGAGUUGCUUGGGAGAUGUGAAUAUUGUGUUGGAAAUUCUUUGAUAUUCAAACAUCUUCACCUCAGUCAGAAAUUUCCCAGGUACCAUGUAAGCUGUAAACUUGAAAACAGAACAGCUGUGAAUCUGGAGUCAUGGGUACACUGUUGGCUGCAGGCACCCUUUCUCCCCACCUCAGGUUUUGUCUCUUCCUGUCAUCUCCUGUAAGGGAGGAACUGUGGGGUGAGGUGAGAGAACAAGUUAGGAGUGUAGCAAAUGAACCAGAAUUGACAGUUGAGAGCUAAUUGAACAAGGAAAGUGCCUGCUGCAGGUCCUAGGGAUGGGGUGUGAAUGCUGUGCUGGGACAUGGAAGAUCCUGGCAUCUGGAGCCUUUCUCUCUCUAUUGAGUCCUUUCCGUGUCACUGCCGUGGCAUGGACCCAAGUUGGAACUGUGUACCUUAAGUCACACCCUCAGCAUCCCUGGGCAUUUUUGGACUGCACAGCUACCAUGUAGUGCACUUGCAUCCAGCGGUGCCUCCAGCCACUGGAGCUCCAGGAGGUUCUGUGCCCAGACCAGAACCUGCAGCCCUUGACCUGUGGAGAGCUUCCUUUUGUGCCCCCAGCCGCUGUCUUUCAUUAACAUCAUCGGGAAGAUGGGAAAGGUCAGGCAGAAUUUUUCUGCCCCACAAAUAGAAGGUAAAGGAAGGCACGGUGUUUUCAUGAAUUUGCCAUAUAUCUUUGUUUUCUUCAAAGAAAAAGUUGAGGCAAUGUCAUCUGCUCAAAGUUGAGUGGUUUAUUCAAAAUAAACUGAAAUUUUCUGAUUACAAAA